AUGAAGUACAUUGACGAAUUUGACAUUGAGCUGGUAAACCAGGCUCUUUCAUUUGAUACUACGGACAUGCACGUUCAGGGAACGUGCGAUCUAUUUACCACCAAGCCCAUUGGAAUAGAUAGGAAGUUGUACAAAAGAUUAGACAGGCGAUAUUCUAUAUCGAAGCACGAGGAUUACUCAGAGCCUGACGACAACAACAACAAGGCUAGGUCGAAUAGUGAUUCUAAGGCUUUGAAGAAGACGAAGAGGAUUACGGAGGAGAAGGACGAUAAAGAUGGGAAAGCAGGAGAAAUAGGAGAUACAGAGGAUAAUGCGGUUGCAGAUGGGGAUGACGAUGGCACAGGAGAUUCGUCUACAUCACAAUUCAUCAGUCCGGAGUUCAUACAGUUGAAGAAAAGAUCAUCCAGUUAUUCGGUCCCUUAUAGCAGGUCGCAGGCCUCUCGCUUUUUGAAUAGUAGGGUCCGAAAUAGUGGUAUAUCGACGUCUGGUUUGCAUGGCCGACAUGACAAGCCACGGUCGAAGUCGUUUCAGUAUUCACUAACACAGGAUGCUCGAGGUGUAUUGGAAGAUUUACGUGCCAGCAAAGAUACGGAAACGCUGGAUUACUAUUCACCAUUUGGACCGUUGAGCCAGCAGUCUUCAAGAAGACUAUUCGCUUACCUGAUAGCUAUAUUAAACUUGACUUUUCCUGACCACGAUUUUGCUCUGGUACAACCUAACAACUUCACUCUUCUUACAUCUCCGGAGGUUCUGGUUAAGAGGGUGAACUCGUUACUUAUAUCUUUGGGAAAAUCCUCGGGUCUCGAUUGGAUAUGGCAAACGUUAGAUACCCACAUGGAUAUUGACCAGUGUACGUGUUUUCAGUACGAACCAGAACAGUCGUUUCUCAAUGAUUUGCCUGGAACGUUAUGGUGCAACAUGUACUUUAUUUACAACAAAAAGCGGAAAAGGGUGGCUUUCUUAUUUUUCCGAGCUACUACACUUCAAGGUAGCAAGAAUGGAUCAUCAUCAGAGGUCAACGCACUAAUGCAUAGGCACAACAGCAAGGUGGGUACUUUGGAUGAAACUAGAAAUGAGAUGUUUGAUGAGACUCAAGAGGAAUAUGACCUACGAUAUUCGAAUGAGCCUGUUUAUGAGGACGUGUUUGACGAAGAAGAAGUGGUGAACCACGUUAGAGAGAGAGAAACGCCUACUUCAGAUCAGGACGCAGAUCAUGGGGAGCACGAAGAUCCAGUUGGCCUAGAACCUUUAAAGAGUACUACUCCUGUUAGUAAAUCGUACGAUGGCUACGAUGGUUCCGAUGGUUUCGAUGGUUCCGGCGGUUCCGACGGUUCCGACGGUUCUGAUGGCUCUGACUAUGUGAUGGAUGAAGAAGAGCUAGCCAAUGCAAAUCAGGAUGAUGAGGAUGAUUUCGGUAAUGGAAAUGAGGGAUCUUCUGAGGGGAUGGAUAUAGAUUAA
Messenger RNA from Brettanomyces nanus, 1458 nucleotides. RefSeq lists its product as uncharacterized. Gene Ontology annotation, biological process: negative regulation of transcription by RNA polymerase III. The transcript has 2 exons. NCBI's taxonomy places the organism in Eukaryota, Fungi, Ascomycota, Pichiomycetes, Pichiales, Pichiaceae. Gene Ontology annotation, molecular function: RNA polymerase III core binding. The record is from RefSeq and is a predicted model, not a curated record. Gene Ontology annotation, cellular component: nucleus. The coding region runs from base 1 to 1458 and encodes 485 amino acids.